Messenger RNA from Vespa crabro (European hornet), 7597 nucleotides. It is a transcript of the gene bma, whose product is annotated as SCY1-like protein 2. NCBI's taxonomy places the organism in Eukaryota, Metazoa, Arthropoda, Insecta, Hymenoptera, Vespidae. The transcript is spliced from 18 exons. The coding region runs from base 656 to 3172 and encodes 838 amino acids. Gene Ontology annotation, biological process: protein phosphorylation. Gene Ontology annotation, molecular function: ATP binding; protein kinase activity. The record is from RefSeq and is a predicted model, not a curated record.
UGAGAUUAUAUUCGAGAUCAUAAAAGAUUCAGAAUUUUGUUUUUGCGAAGAGAAAAAUUAUGAUCGAUCGAGAAAAAGUAAUGAAAGUCGUUUGUUUUGGUCUUUUGUAUGUACGAUUGUAGGUGUCGUCGAUAUUAAAGGAAAGAAGGAUGGAUGGAUGGAUGAAUGGAUGGAUGGAUGGAUGGAUGGAUGGUUGGUUAGUUGGAUGGAAGAAAGGAAGGAAGGAAGGAAGGAAGGAAGGAAGAAGAGUCGAUUCGAUGAGGAAAUGCAUCCAUCGAGAAUCAUAUUUCCUGAACGGAAAGCAUUAUAUCUUACAUUCUACGAUGACUUGCCUUGCAUUCCUUUGCUUUAUCAUUUUUAAUACCACCAUAAAAUGAUCUUGCGUUUUAUUAGGAACGACGAAAUAUAUUAUAACGCGAUUAAAUUCACCGGUAGAAUGUUUAUUCACUAUUUUAGCAUAGCUUUUCACAGGAACGUAUAGGCGAGGUGUCAUAGAUAUUUGUGAGAUUAAGCCUGUGCGUUGGAUUGAUGGCUUUAAAAACAAAUUUAAGUGAGAUCUAGCUCGACGAUAUGGAAACGAAAAGAGUGCUACUUGAAAGACAGUACGAAAUAGCUCUGUUUCGCUGGAUUGGAUGAGAUCUAUUAAAGAUACAUCAUGUUUGCAAAGUCUAAGAGCAGCAGUUCGUCCUCCAAUUUUCAAUUAGCAAAUCCAAUAAGAAAUUUCUGCGAAAUUCGGAAGCAAACAGCUACCGCGGGACCGGAACAUGUUUGGCGUAUCUACGAUGCUUACAGUAAAGAGGACGGGAAGGAAGUUUCUGUAUUUCUCUUCGACAAACGUUCGGUGGAAAAACUUCAUAAACCAAAACGCAAGGAAACUGUUACGGAAAUAUUACGGAAUGGAGCUAAGGAAAUGCAACGCUUUAUCCAUCCAAAGAUAUUGCAGGUAUAUAAAGUCGAAGAAUGUCCUGAAACAUUAGCCUUCGCCUCGGAACCGGUCUUAGCUAGUCUUGCAAAUGUCUUAGCUUAUGAAGAGCAACAAGAACUUAUCAAUAAACAAAAUACAUUGUCACAAAGCCAUCGUCCAGUUUAUAUAAAAGAAUAUGAAUUAUUGGAUAUUGAAAUUAAAUAUGGUUUAUUACAGAUUACCGAAGCUUUACUAUUUCUGCAUACCAAUUCUCAUACCAAAAUUCUUCACAGAAACGUUUGUCCGAGUAAUAUUAUAAUAACGAAAAGGGGAACGUGGAAGCUCGCCGGAUUCGAAUUUAUAGAGGUGGUCAAUGAGGUACCAUUUACUAUACAACCAUGGACAAGUAGAAUGUCAAAAAUGGCCCAACCAAAUUUGGAUUACUUAGCACCGGAAAUCCAACAAAAAAAAUUAGGAAGCUUUAGUAGCGACAUGUAUAGUCUUGGAAUGACAAUAUGUGCUAUCUUCAAUCGAGGCAGACCCUUGAUUCAAGCCAAUCACAAUUGUUCCGAGUACAUGAAGCAAUUAGAAAAUCUCGAUGAUCGGGUCGGCAUUAUUCUACCAUCGGUCGCGCUUCCUCUGAGAGAAGCAGUUUCAAGACUUCUUCAAAAGGAUAUUGAUCUAAGGCCUACCGCUCAAGUUUUAUCGAUGAUCAAAUAUUUCCGGGAUCCGCUCGUGCACGCCCUUCAAUUUCUGGAUGUGAGCAAGUUAAAGGACUUGAUGCAAAAGGAACAUUUUUAUAGGACGACCCUGAAGGAAUUGUUGCCGUAUAUACCGAAGAAACUAUUGUAUCAACACAUUUGGUGGUAUCUCCAAGCUGAGCUGCAGACCCAGGAAGUCUUAUCGGCGGUCCUGCAGCCGAUCUUAUACAUCAUUGAAAUGAGUACUAAAGAAGAAUACGAGAAUAUAAUCUUUCCCACCUUGAGACCGCUCUUCUCGAAUCGAAAAUCGAUUAAUGGUACUGUAACGUUGUUAGAAAAUUUGCAUGUAAUAUUGGAGAAGACACCCGAACAGUACAUAGAUUCGGAGGUUUUACAGAUGUUAUAUACGAGUUUUGAGAAUUCUACGAUGCAAGUGCAGACGGCCGCUUACAUAGCAGUAACCAAUGUGACGGAAUAUCUCAAUGACGAAGCUAUAAGAAAUAUAAUAUUACCAAAGUUACUUCAGGCCUUCGACAAUGGUACCGUCGACGAACGUAAAUUGAUGAAAGUAGUUUACUGUAUAUUAAAUCGACUCGAGAAACAAAAGAUCAUAGACUACGUGUUACCCCUUCUGUGCAAGGUUAAACUACAAGAACCCGAAAUCGUCGUUCGGGUUGUAAAUAUUUACAAAUUGAUGCUCACCGAUAAGAAUUACGGUCUCUCCGUCAAUUGGAUGGCAACUCGAGCGAUGCCCUCGUUACUUCCACAAACUGUCAAUCCAGGAUUAAAUUUGGAACAAUUCAUGUCACUUUUCCAAGUACUUCAAGAAAUGUUGAAUCACAUAGAGAGGAAUCAAAGAAAUAAGCUCACUCUAGACAAUCUCUCUUUACCGAGUCCGGAACGUUAUCGGCCUUUCCGACAUCAGCAUAGUACGGACAACAUGCACGUACCACCAUUCAACAUCCCGAAUUUAAGGAUCGAUCAACGAAAGACUUCGUCCGCCGAAGAUAUGGCGAGAAAGAAUAGCAUGACUGAACCGGAUAGGACGGCCUCAGCCGAAAAUAUGGCGCGGAAAAAUUCAAUGUUCAACGCUUUUGGAGGAUGGUUCACAUCAACGAUGAACGAUAGCAAUUUCUUAAAAGUACAUAACGCCUUCACGAGUAGACGUCUUUCGGAUAAUACUUUAAUGACACCUAAAAUACGCGUUGCACCAUCUUGCGCCAGCUCUCCAGGUGGAACACCUGGUGGUGGUUUACCCGUACGUCGACAUUCAAGUAUAGGGCCUCAAGAACGACGUGGAUCGAACAUUAAUCUUUCACCGCCCACGGGAGGCGGAAUGCCAAUAACAAGUAGUAGCGUGCCAUAUCUUCUCAGUUCGAGUAUGAAUAGUGUUCGAGGAUCAAGACGUCCCUCGGUAUCAUCGACGUCAUCCCAACAAGGACUUCUUCAACAGGUUGGAUCCAGCAUGGUAAGACAACUACCCCCCAUCUGCCUCAACCUCAAUGGACCACCACCACCACCAACACUCUCUCCAUCACUCCAGCUACCGGGACAACAUUCCCACUGACCCUUGGUUACAGUUAUCAGUUCUUCAAUAGACAAACCGACGCAUGAAGCGUGCAAGCAGAAAGAAAGGAGAGAUAGAGGAACGUCGAAUGCUAAUUUGUACCUAAAAAAUAGAAGAAUAUUCAUCUUUCUGGGGAAUUUAGAGAAAGUACAAGACAACCAUGCGAAAUGCAAAAGUAAAUUGCCUUUUCUAAUAUUAUCAAGAAUCUGGUACGAUCGGAACAAGGUAGGUUGUACAAAUUCGAGCAUCGCUAAGAGAAAGUAUUCGAUGUCACGAUGAUAUGAGAAUAGGAAUUCACAAAUUCGACUUCAUUUCGAGGAUUGAUCUUUCUUUAAAUUUCUUCGAAAAAUUUUCUUCUUCAAAGUAGCUACAAUUCUCAACGAUAAUAUACAAUAUAUAUAUAUAUAUAUAUAUAUAUAUAUAUAUAUAUAUAUAUAUAUAUAUAUAUAUUGUAUACCGUAUGUCGCUCAUGAAUGAAAUACGUCUCAGCGAGAAGAGUGGUUGCUUUCAAUGGGUGAACUCUCUUCUUCCUUCUUCGAAUAAAUACGAGUUUAUGAAUCUCUUUCUUUCUCUUUAAAUGUUUCAUCGUGUAAUAACAGGACGUGUGUCGGUCUUCAAUGGAUCAGCUGAUAAAUCCUCUAUUAAAUGUAUACAUGUAUACACGUGUCUACAUGUGUAUAAUAAUUAAAUCCUCGUGCACGUGCUCAUUAGUAAUCGACAUUUAAUCAGGUCAUUAAUUUUCGAUUAAUUCGUUUUUCAUUCUCUUGUUUCAAAUCACUUCGAUAUUUUAUAAUUAAGUACUUUCAGACAAAAUAAUGAUUAUUCGUAAUUAUAAACUCUUUGCCCCUAUAGACAGAUUGCACUUAUCACAUAUAUGGUUAUAUAUUGUCUAUAAUCAGGGACUUAAAAAAUCUUUCUUACCGAUAGAUGAUAAUCGCGAGCUAUGUUAUCGACAUAGUAUAAAGUGAUAUCUGUUUUCAGGCGUAAUACGAAACCAUGAAGAAAUUUAAUAUUCAUGAUUAUCAAAUAAUUUACGAAGUGAUGCGAAGCUUUCACAUAUAUACAAAUAUUUAAAAUGAUUGAAUAAUGAAUCUCAUUAUUAAUACUUAUAUAUUCAUUCUGUUAUAUUUCUAGUAUUCAUAUUUACAUAUCUUCGGCCUCGUUCGUAAAGAGAGAAGCUAAUAUUUUUCUCCUUAAUAUAGGGCCUAUUGCUGUUAUUAAAUGGGAAAACGCGUGAUUGCGCGAUACCCUUGUCAAUUGUCGCAUUACACAAUCAUUAAUAGUUAAGGUAGUUUUUGUAUCCGUGUAAGAUAUACAUACAUAUAUACAUACAUACAUACAUACAUACAUAUAUAUCGCGCGGGCGUUCGCGCGCCUCUCGGUGACGGAUAGCAUCCGGAAGAAAGCGCGAUGUUAAAAAAUAAAGUUAAAAAUACGAUCUGAUUCUUUUCCAAUAUACGGCCAACGAUCGGAAAAAGACAGACAGACAGAUGGACAGACAGACAAACAGACAGAGAGAGAGAGAGAGAGAGAGAGAGAGAAAAGAGAAAAAUAAAAUAAACCACGUGUUCCUAUGUACAACGCGCGCAAAUAAAUUUUCAUUUUGCGCUCCGGUAAGAUAUACUUCGCCUAGAUAUUUUUUCUCGCUUGUAAUGAAAAAUAUAUGUAGGGACAGUCUUACACAAUUACAUAUUCACAUAUAUACAUGUACGAUGUACGAUGUCGAUCAUCGAAAGAUUUUCGAAUUUUAUCUGACGUUUCCAAUCUUUCACAGAGUUUAUAGAAAAUAAAACAGGUAAUGUAGAUCAUUAUACUGAUAUAUAUACAUAUGUAUGUAUAUAUAUAUAUAUAUAUAUCAGAUGAAUUGUAUCAUUUGUUAAGCAUCGUUUCGUGCAUCGAAUAAUAUCGAUUCUCGCAGUUUGACGACCUCCUUAUGAACGAAACGAUAAUGAUCAAACGAUUUAUAUAUCCGUGCUCGUCUAUGUACAUGACUUUCGAAUAUUUGUUAAAUUUCUUAUCUGCCGUCCGAUUUCUUAUGAUUCGAGAGUAAUUCUAUCCUUUUACCCUGGACGAGCGCGAAAUUGUAAUGCACGGAAUCGUAAAAGCACGCAAGUAUGAUAAGCUAUCUACACAAAUAUUAGGCCAUAUAUCCUAUGAAGUUAAAGGAGUGGUACAUCUAUUGUAUUGUACGUAUAUAUGUAUGCGUCUAUACAUGUUCCUAAGACGAUCAUACAAAGUUAAGUGUCCUUAAUGUUAAGCAAAACCGGUUGAACGAUCCAGACGGAAUCAUAUAUUGAGAGAACAAAUCGUAUAUAUUGGUGAUUAUUUCCAUAAAAUCGCGCGCGAAUGUCCGCAUUUACUUUAUCGCAAUUAUAUUUGUAUGUGUGUAUAUAUAUAUAUAUAUAUAUCUAUAUAUAUAUAUAUAUAUAUAUAGAUAGAUAUGUAUGCAUUAAUAUGUACUUAUGUAUAUAUGUAUAUUUAUAUAUCUAUAUAUACAUACAUAUGUAUACAUGUAUCACGGACAAUCAUGGACAAUCAUCUUUCAAACCACGGUAAUAAAAGUGCGUGAGAAACGAUCGAUUUAAUGUUUUACGCUCUAUAUAUAAUGAUAUGUGUAUAUUGAUCUCAAUGAUCAUUGAUUUGUCUCAUCGUGCAAGUAUGUAAAUCCGAUCGUUCUUGUAUAAGAUAAACCCCAUCGAUUGGUAUUACGCACAAUGUAUGAAGUAUAGAGAUUUCUUACAUUCGUGACGUUAUAUAAAUAUCUUUAACUAUAAACAUUGAACCGAUUUAGUCUUGAUAUCUAAUCGAAAGUCUCUCCAUAUUUUAGAAAUAUUUAUUUCUUUAUAAUAGGCAAUACUGACGACAUUAUUGGAAUACCUCUUUCUGAUCCUUGCGUGUGCGUACUUUGUAUUAAAAAUAAUUUUUCUCUCUCUCUAUAUAUAUAUACAUAUAUAAUAUAUGUGUGUGUAUAUGUAUAUACAUAUAAAUAUAUAUAUAUAUAUAUAUAUAUAUAUAUAUAUAUGCACACAUAUAUAUUUAGAAUCUAUGUGGUAAUACAAAUACGGAGUCGAGUAAAAUACUUCCCUUUUCUUUAUAUUCUUCAAAGAAAAGAUAAAAAUAUAUUGACUAAAUGAACAUUCCAAGUAUGGCCAUAACAAAAGUGUUAUUAAAAUAAAAACUUUCUCUCUCUCUCUCUCUCUCUUCUAUUAUUUCAUUAAUAAUAUAUAAUAGUAUUUUACACGACUACGUGAUAUAUUUGACAAAAAUUUAUCGCGGUAUGCUUCAAUCGUACUCUUGGCUAUAUCGUACGCUCGUAACCGUGAUUUUGUCAUUAAAAACGGUAAUCAUCCUUUUUAGAAUCUUUGUUGAUUGUUAAUGGAUAAGAUAAGUAAAACGUAAUUGCAAUCCGAUUUAAAGUAACAAUAAUAAUGAUAACAAUAAUGUGAUUAUUAAGUGUCUACUAUGUUAUAUUCAAUAAUGAUCAUUUGGACGUAAUUAUAUAAAGGAUGUUUCUAUUAAAAAUUGACACAAAAUGAAGAUUAAUAAGGUUCAAUGAAGAAGAUAUAAACAAUAACUCGUCCUCAGAUACAUAUCCAAAAUUAGGAAAAUUUAUUUAGGCAAUGAAGAAUAAAAGAGAAAAUUACAUUUUUCCAUUUUAAAAAUUAAAAUAUGUUUAUCCCCGAAAAAAAUGAAAAUAUUAUAUUAAUUAACGAUGAUUUAUCUGAUUAAAGUAAUGCCAUAUGUGAGAAAAAUCGUAUCUAGAUUUAUGAAUACAGAAUUAUUAGAAAUUUUGCUCAAAAUAACACUAAAAUCCAUAUAAUUCGAUCAUAAUAUAAAAGGGACAUGAGAGUUAAAAAAAAAAAAUAUAUAUAUAUAUAUAUUACACAUUUUCUUGAUAUAAUUGGUAUUUUUUCUAUCAUUGAUUAUAUACAUGUUAUGUACACGCGAGAAGUGGAAAAUUUGAUGUAUUGUAUCUGUAUAGUGCCUAUAGUGAUUGUCAAUGAAGAAAGUUGAAAAUGUAUAAAUUUUAAAAUCAGAGAACAAGAUGAAUAUCGAAAGUUUUCCAAAAUCUCAACCGAUCCCAAGAAAUCUAAAUUAUAACAUAUAUAGAUAUACGUGCUUGUUCAUCUCUCAUAUUCAUUAAUUUUAAUGAUAUAUUCAUUAAAAGAGAGAUAUUCCCAAAGAUUAUGCAAUUGUACACGUAGAUAAUCAUUACACCGAGUAAUAGAUACUCGUUGAAUCCCUUUUAAAAAUUAUGUGUUCAAAAGGAGUUUAUUCUACAUGAAAUUGUUAGUUUAAGUCGAAGUACAAUCAAAGGAUCUGUUUUCAAAUUGUGGCCCUUAUGACAAUUACAAUAUUCUAUAUGUCUAUUUCAUGUAUCCAUUUUUAAAAAUAUAAUAAAACACCCGUUAUGUCAAUGAUAAA